Molecule: messenger RNA, 4003 nt
Organism: Pseudomyrmex gracilis
Lineage: Eukaryota; Metazoa; Arthropoda; Insecta; Hymenoptera; Formicidae
Gene: foxo
Product: forkhead box protein O
Exons: 8
Coding region: 616-2451 (611 amino acids)
Biological process (GO): regulation of transcription by RNA polymerase II
Cellular component (GO): nucleus
Molecular function (GO): RNA polymerase II cis-regulatory region sequence-specific DNA binding; DNA-binding transcription factor activity, RNA polymerase II-specific
Source: RefSeq, a predicted model, not a curated record
GCCGGCGGAAUCCUCAGUUGGUUCGCCGCCGUUGCCAGUUGCACGCGAGCGCGCGAUUAUAGCACGAUCCGUUCGAAGCCGCGAACUCGUUUCGUCGCACGUCGCUCGUCCCGGAGCCUCGUGAUCUCCGGAGCGUGAUCGCCGAUCCGAUUCGCGCCUCGCAUCGUAAACGAAUCGUCGUGCGUAACUCUCUGCUCACGGUGUUUCCGAUCGGUGGUGAUGUGAUUGAAGGAGACCGACAGUGCCAUAGAACAAGAGAAGGAUAACAGCUGGGUUUACUACUCCGCUUUUAAAACCGGCCACGAGCAAACGCUGCCGCUGAGGCUUUGCCCGAUCUCGAGGACGUGCGAAGGCCGUACGCCAUACACACACACACAUACAUACAUACACACACACACACACUACUCACUCACACAUACACACAAACACGUACACCAGUACAUCAGUGAUAUAGUGCCAUCUAAACGCAAACCUAAGUUGAUUUGUUCUCGCGCGUGCGCGGAUUUAUUACUCGGUGCCGAUCGUCGUGCCGGUCAUCGAUCUUUGGUGCGAUUUACACACGUUUAUCCUUGAUUCAAACUUUGAGUUGUGCGCGAACAGAAAGAGAUAGAGACCAUGAUGGCUUCCGUACCGGUCUCGGUAUCGGGUUCGAUGACGCCCUCUCAGCAGCAGCAGCAAGCGCAGAAAAAGGGAGUUUCCUUCGAGUUCUCGACCUCGCCGGACUUGGAUACUGGCUUCGAGCCGCAGACCAGAGCACGAUCCAACACAUGGCCUCUACCACGACCGGAAGGAUAUGUCGAGGGCGGUACGCCGACCGCGAAGGAAGGUGCCGAGGGUGGCACGCCGCCCCAUCAGACGCAGCUUAGCCAAGGUGGUCUGUUGCCAGUUAAAAAGAAUUCGUCACGCAGAAACGCUUGGGGUAACCUAAGCUACGCCGACCUGAUCACGCAGGCUAUUACCAGCGCGCCCGAUCAGCGGCUCACGCUCUCGCAGAUCUACGAAUGGAUGGUGCAGAAUGUGUCCUACUUCAAGGACAAGGGCGACAACAACAGCAGCGCCGGUUGGAAGAAUUCUAUACGUCACAACUUGUCGCUGCACAGUAGGUUUAUGCGGGUACAAAACGAGGGCACCGGCAAGAGUUCUUGGUGGAUGAUCAAUCGCGACGCCAAACCAGGCAAAUCCGCUCGUCGCAGAGCCACAACUAUGGAGAGUAACGGGAGCUUGGAAAAGCGGCGUGGCCGUUCCAAGAAAAUUGCUGAAGCUCUGAGGAACGGCGGACUACUGGCCGAACCAACGUCUAGUCCCAGCAGCAGCGUCGGCGAGGGCCUGGAUCUGUUUCCCGACAGCCCCCUACCUCCCAGCGGAUUCCAGCUGUCGUCCGAUUUCCGUCCUCGCGCCUCGAGUAACGCAUCCUCUUGCGGCCGAUUGAGUCCUAUCCCGGCGGUUCUCGGAGAACCAGAUUGGACACCGACCUACGCGCCCUCAUACAGCCCGGAACAACAAUUAGCAGACACGAUCCUAGCGGGUAAUCUGGCGGAGACGAUGAAACUGGAGCCCUACCAAAUGUACCAGACGUCACCACCGACCAGUCACCAGCAGCAAACCGGUCCGCCGCCGCCGCCACCGCCUUAUUACGAGGCGCAAUACCAGAGGAACAACGGCCUACGCACCCCGUCGUCCGCCUCCUACGGCCUGCCACCCACUCCGCAAUCGGCUAAUCAGCAGAGAUGCCCGAUUCACGGUCUGCAGCCGUGCGCCUGUCAAAUGGAUCGCGAUGUAUGUUUUACACACACGAUGCCACGGGAUGUCUAUCUAGCGGCAGGAUUCUAUAUCGCUCCCAGACAAAGGAUGACGUUAACUGAUAUGACGCGCUCGACGGAAGCAAUUAAUAAAUAUGUUAUUAAUAACCUCAGUCCCGUGUCGGGCAUGUCGCCGUCGUACCAGCAGAGCGAGCCGAACCCUACGACACUGGGUGCUAAUCAACAGCAGAUACAGUACUUGAUGCAAACGCAACAGCGCCAACAGCAGCAACAACGGCAACAACAACAGCAGCAACAGCAAUCGCAACAUCAGCCGGCACAGACCGGACCAGCUGGCUCCAGCCCGCCCAAUACGCCAACCCCCAAUACGCCCAGUACCAUGAUGGGCCAGUUGAUGGGUGCGCUUAAUCAUUCCGCCCUCCUCGACGAUCUCAACAUCGACGCGAUGCACGGCGCUUUUGACUGCAAUGUCGAAGAGGUGAUCAAGCACGAACUGUCGAUGGGCGGCACGCUGGACUUCAACUUUCAACAAGGAGUGAUGGGUACAGUGCAGGUGAGCGACGCUAACGCCGUUGUCGGUCAGAACGGUGUUGUCGCCCAGAACACAAGCAUGGUCGGCAACGCGCCCGCAGGCGUUUAUGUGAGCACGAACGCGGCGACCCCUGCUGCAGCCCCGUCGUGGGUUCACUAGCAGUUAACCCCCCUGCCCUCGACACCCCCGUCGUCCUUGCCAAUGCCGCCGUUGUCCGACGGAUCGCGGGAUAACUUCUGCGGGACGACCGAAGGGCAGCUCAUCGGUGAGUUCCAUCGAGAGUUCUUCAUUUUUCAAUGAUGAGUAAUCGCGAUUAAUGCGAGAUAAAAAAUAUAUAUAUAUAUGUAUACAUAUAUACAUAUAUCGAUAAGCGCAAUUGUCGGCCAUUCGGACUACUCAGGAUACAGAGCAAUCUUUGUUCUCACAAUUUGUAAAAACAAUUACAUAGAUUUUGUGAUUCGCGAAUGACGAGAAAUUUAAGUGAAGUAGUACUUCGAUAAUCGUAAUACAAUAGCACCUCUUAAACCCGAGAGAUUUUGAAAUCAAGGAAGUUUUCUAAGAGCCUCAUUGAAAAGAGGCCAUCUGAAGACGAAGAGAUCACCUGAAGAUGAACUUUUGACGCGACUAAAUACUAAGGUCUACUAAGAGGAGCUACUGUGCAUAAGUUUGUCCAAGUGCGUUAUAUAACAGUUAUAUUUAUACUUUGCGCAAAAGAUCUUCCUUGUUUUCUUUCUCGCACACGUAAUGAUCGUAUAGUGAUAAUAAUGUUAAGUUUGUGCGAUUUAUCAAUUCGAAUUCGAUAUGUCGCGCGAGUAGACUAAGUAAUUAAUCACCCGGAAAUUCACUCGAGAUUCUUCGCGAAUUUUCUCUCACGUUGCGUUUUUGAUCGCAAAACGAAAGGAGGAAGGGAGGAAGAUAUUCCGCGAUAGACGCGAGAGAGGAUGAUGGGAGGAGAGAGCAGGUCAUUGAUUGCUCCCUCGUGCACACGCAAAAUAAUAUUUGCAUACUCGUGUCAUAACAUUGCUCAGCCGUAUGGUAUUUAAUAAAUCGCUUCGACGUUUUGUGCCUCCGUUCUCCGAUCCGUUCGAGGACCCCGGCACCCCUCUCUCUUCUCCCACGCUGCUCUCACGCCGUCCGCCAUUUCGUACGUGCCGACACAUUCAUAUAGCGGCGGCAACUCGUGUUCUGUUCGGUGUUUUGUGUAAAAUCGCUGUAUUGACUUAGGCGCGAUAACAAUUACAUCGCCGCGGGGCCGCGAAUUUUAUGGAAAGCCUUAACACAAUAUUGCUGCUCGCGAAUCAUGCGAAAACAUUUCGCAUUUUUGUUUGACGAAGAAGCAAGGUGCGUAUAGGUAACGAACAAUUACACGUUCGCGGAAAAAACAAUCGCGCGAGACAUCGCCGAGUUUUCUCGCGGAUCCGAAAGAGAAAAGAAUCGGCGACAUGUGUCACGAUAUGUGUAAUAAAUAAAAUUCAAGUAUAUCUCAUGCUCGCGCGUCUUGUAUAUUCAUAUGUAUCCGAUCGAAAUAUUUUUUUGUAGCAAACGAGAAUAAUAAUUAAGAGUUUGCUCUUGUUUAUAAAGUAAGGCAAGAGAGUAUCGAUGAUGAUAAUAAUAUUGAAAAAAUAAGUAAAGAUUUAAGAGUUUAAUCUGUGCUUUAAACACAAAAAAUUAUGUUAUAAUAAAUAUGAGAAAUGUAAUUGUUUAAAAAGUU